Messenger RNA from Nanorana parkeri, 725 nucleotides. RefSeq names its product progesterone receptor membrane component 1 (gene PGRMC1). The transcript is spliced from 4 exons. The record is from RefSeq and is a predicted model, not a curated record. Gene Ontology annotation, cellular component: membrane; endomembrane system. NCBI's taxonomy places the organism in Eukaryota, Metazoa, Chordata, Amphibia, Anura, Dicroglossidae. Bases 185 to 706 code for a protein of 173 amino acids.
ACUCCUCUUCCUGCACAGAAAAAAUGCUGUAUUAGCCAAUCGUGCUGGUGUGCAGCCAAGGCUUGUGCAGAGCUGGGAGUGACCCAGUACAGGCGGCCACAGUCAGUGUGUGCAGGCACAGUAGGAAGGCAUUAACCUCUGUGGAAUUGAAUGCGUUGGCUCUGAAAACUCGCAAGUAAUUAACAUGGCUGAAGAGGGCAUCCUGACGGAGAUCUUUACUUCUCCCUUAAAUAUAUGUCUGCUGCUGCUCUGCCUGUAUCUGCUGUACAAGAUACUGCGGGGGGAUAAACCCAGCGAAUCAGAAGACAGAGAAGAGCAGUUACCCAAGAUGAAGAAGAGAGACUUUACCAUGGCUCAGCUUAAAGAAUUUGACGGUGCCCAAAAUCCCAGGAUUCUGAUGGCAAUUAAUGCCAAGGUGUUUGAUGUCACAAGGGGGAAGAAGUUUUAUGGACCAGAGGGACCUUAUGGUGUGUUUGCUGGACGUGAUGCUUCCCGUGGUCUUGCCACUUUCUGCCUCGAUAAAGAAGCCUUAAGAGAUACAUAUGAUGACCUCUCCGACUUAACAGCUUCACAGCGGGAGACAUUAAGUGACUGGGAACAACAAUUUACCUUUAAGUAUCACCAUGUGGGGAAACUUCUGAAAGACGGAGAGGAACCAACCGAAUACACAGAUGAAGAGGAUACUGACCAAAAGAAGAAAAACUAAAGAAAUCCAUGAAUGCUUU